AUGCACAAGGAUAGACAAAGCCUUGGACUGGGCAGGGCUUUCGACGACGAUACUGCUGCGCUGUGCAUACAAGAUGCCUGGUUGACUGGCCACCCUCAGCGGGUUGUCAAGACUUGUUCAGAACAGGGUGCUCAUGAGACACAGGAACUCUUGCAAUGGCUCAACAGCCUCUGCUCGCUCAACCUCACUCGUGUCGAGCAAUGCGGUACCNNGGGUAUCUUCUUCAUCACCACCACAACUCUUCUACAAGACAGCCAUGCUAACCACACAUCCAGUGCUCCCUUCUGCGCAAUCUACGACAGCAUCUUCCUCGACAUGCCCAUGGCUCGUGUCAAGUUCAACGCAAGCGCCGACUACGCAUACCUGGACAACUUCAAAAUCCUGAGCAAUGCCUUCCGCAAGCAUCACAUCGACCGUCCCAUCCCUGUCGAGCAGCUAGUCAAGUGCAAGAUGCAGGACAACCUUGAGUUCCUGCAGUGGACUAAGCGCUUCUGGGACCAGCACUACCCUGGUACGCCAACCUGCCCAUCUCCGUCCACACCUUUACAUAUUCUAACCUCGUACCAUAACNNAGGUGGUGACUAUGACGCUCUGGCUCGUAGAAAAGGUCAACCUCUCGGUUCGGCCCCAGCUCCCACACCUCGAGCUUCAACCACAAGGCGCGCACCCGCUGUCGCUGCAGCCUCCGCUGGCGCAAGAACACGCACUCCUCUAGGAGGCUCGGGAGGUGGUGCUCAGACCGCCGCUUUGACACAAGAGAACAACGCACUUAAGGAGACUGUUCAGGGCCUGGAACGCGAGCGCGACUUCUACUUCAGCAAGCUCCGAGACAUCGAGUUGCUGGUCCAGGGUGCCAUGGAGGCCGAGCCCGAGCUCGAGAAGGACGAGGGUGGUCUUCUCAAGCAAAUACAGACUAUUCUCUACUCGACCGAGGGCUUUGAGAUCCCUGCCGAGGCCGAGGAUGAGGAGGGCGAGUUGAUCGAGGAGGAGACUUUCUAA
This is a messenger RNA of Aureobasidium uvarum, 999 nucleotides long. Lineage: Eukaryota; Fungi; Ascomycota; Dothideomycetes; Dothideales; Saccotheciaceae. The record is from the annotation of a GenBank genome assembly.